This is a messenger RNA of Lepisosteus oculatus (spotted gar), 3888 nucleotides long. The record is from RefSeq and is a predicted model, not a curated record. NCBI's taxonomy places the organism in Eukaryota, Metazoa, Chordata, Actinopteri, Semionotiformes, Lepisosteidae.
AUGGCUCUGAGAUACGUCGCUGUGAAGAUAAUAGACAAAACACAACUGAACCCUACAAGUCUACAAAAGCUCUUUCGGGAAGUAAGGAUAAUGAAGAUCUUGAACCAUCCUAAUAUAGUUAAAUUAUUUGAGGUCAUUGAAACAGAGAAGACACUUUAUUUAGUAAUGGAAUAUGCCAGUGGAGGAGAAGUGUUUGACUACUUAGUUGCACAUGGGAGGAUGAAGGAAAAGGAGGCCAGAGCAAAAUUUCGUCAGAUUGUUUCUGCAGUGCAGUACUGUCAUCAAAAACGGAUUGUACACAGGGACCUGAAAGUAAGUGGCUCCAAAGGUCUAUUUUGUCCGUCAGUGUCGUUGUCACCUGAAUCAUGUAGACUACAGCACAAUCCUGGAGUUGCCUUGGGGAUGCAGCUUAGCUUGGCAGUAACUCUGAAACAUGUUGUGGCAUCACAAGCACAGAUCCGUCUUCCACACAAGUACGACGGGCCGGAGGUGGACGUCUGGAGCCUGGGCGUCAUCCUCUACACACUGGUCAGCGGCUCACUGCCCUUCGAUGGCCAGAACCUAAAGGAGCUGCGCGAAAGGGUGUUACGAGGGAAGUAUCGGAUCCCCUUCUACAUGUCCACGGACUGUGAAAACCUGCUGAAGAAGCUGCUAGUGCUCAAUCCUGUCAAACGAGGCAGCUUGGAACAAAUCAUGAAGGACAGGUGGAUGAAUGUCGGCUAUGAGGAAGAGGAGCUGAAGCCAUAUAUUGAACCAGAGCCAGAUUUCAGCGACACCAAAAGGAUAGUCACACUUCCAUUUGUCUUUCUCGGCCCGCAGUUUGAAGGAAGCGAGUCCUUGUCUAACAGCAACCUGUGUCAAAGGUCACGACCCAGCAGCGACCUCAACAACAGCUCCACGCAGUCUCCGGCCCACUCCAAGGUCCAGCGCAGCAUAUCGGCCAACCAGAAACAGCGGCGGUUCAGUGAUCAUGCUGGUCCCACCAUCCCCCCUGCAGUCUCCUAUACCAAGAGGGCUCAGGCCAACAGCGUGGAGAGCGACCAGAAGGAGGACUGGGAUCCGGCACGCAAGCUGGGCACCACUGGCUCCAAGAGCGACAUGCCCACCAGCCCCCUGGUGGUCCCGGAGAGGAAGAAGUCUGCCACAGCUCCAGGGAACAAUGUGCUUCCCGGAGGGGGGAUGACCCGCAGGAACACUUAUGUUUGUGAGCGCUCCAGCACCGACCGCUACUCCGCUAUUCCGAACGGCAAGGACAGCAGCCUGACCGAAAUGUCCGCUUGUGCAAGCAGCACCCCCUCCUCGGCGGCCGCGGCCCCCGCCAUGCCAUCCACCCGGCCGCGCCACGUCAAGUCCAUGUCUGCGUCGGGGCACCCCAUUAAAGUGGCCCUCCCCCCCAUCGAGGACGGGACCGAACCCUACCGGCCUGGGUGAGCUGGGGCACAUUUACCAAGUGGGAACUACGUGCAAGUGCGCUUCAAACCAAGAACAGGAGGCACUUCUUUACACAGAGGGUUGUGGGAGUAGGGAACAACCUCCCAGCCGUCCUUUAAAGCUGAUGGCCUCAACGCCACCUACAACGGGCCGCCCGCCUCGCCCACCCUGUCGCACGACACCGCCGCCCUCGCGCAGGCCCGCCGCGGCACCUCCACCGGCAUCAUCGGCAAGAUCACCUCCAAGUUCGUCCGCAGAACUCUAUCUUUCAGGUUGUCCAGAAGGGGUCCGAGCGAAGGGGAGGCCAGUGGCAGAAGUGACACCUCAAGAAGCACCUCAGGGGAGCCGAAGGACCGCGACAAGGAGGACGGCAAGGACUCGAAGCCGCGCUCCCUGAGGUUCACCUGGAGCAUGAAGACCACCAGCUCCAUGGAGCCCAGCGAGAUGAUGAGGGAGAUCCGCAAGGUGCUGGACGCCAACAACUGCGACUACGAGCAGCGCGAGCGCUUCCUGCUCUUCUGCGUCCACGGCGACGCCCGGCAGGACAACCUGGUCCAGUGGGAGAUGGAGGUGUGCAAGCUGCCCCGCCUCUCGCUCAACGGCGUGCGCUUCAAGAGGAUAUCAGGCACCUCCAUCGCCUUCAAGAACAUUGCCUCCAAGAUCGCCAACGAGCUGAAGCUGUGAAGCCCCCGCUUGAUGGCGGCUCUCCUCAGCGGGAUCAGGGUAGACUCCAGCUGUCCACCGUGUCGAAUGUACUGGUGUUUGAGGCUACUGCAGUGUGUCUGGCCAGUGGGGGAACAGAAAUCAAAAAAACAAAUGAGGAAAAAAACGAUUGUUCCCUUUCCACCCCCCGCCCCCCCCCCCCCCCCUCGCUGUGUGGAAAUAUCCCGGCUACAGUAACAGCCCUCAUCGCAAUAAAGUUCAAAGUCGGCUAUUAAUGAUCUGUAAGAUCCAGUUGCGAAUGCAGAUUUCUCAUAGACAAGGCAAACACUUCUCUUUUUCCACAUGUACAGGUAAAUAUGUAGAGCGUUCUGUUCACAGUUUUAUGUUCAUAACAUUGUAUAAUAUGAUAAUCUUAUAGCAUUAUAACACCUACAGGUCUUGUAUAGUUGUCUUGAUUUCUGUACAGAAAAAUGUAUGUUUUAUGUCUAAUACUGUGUAAUUUUUUUGAGCUUGAAGUUCUUCCCUAAUAUUGUCGUCAUCCGGUAGAUUGUUUAUCUCCGCCGUGUGUUUUUUUUUAAUAAAUGUUUUAAACUUAUUUUUAUUCUCAUAAGUCCAUUUUAAAAAAACACGUACACACAAAUGUAUUUCUUUUUUUUUCCCCCCUAUUUGGAGCCGCAGAGCUGUUACAAUAUUUGAGGACCGUGUAGAAUGUAUGUGUAUUGAACAGCAGGAGCCCUGUGCAUCCCGAGAACUCGGCUUUCCCCUUCAUUCCUUGGCAUUUUAAUCAUCUGAUUUCCCAGCCAAAAAAUAAAAAAAGCUCCAGAAAAAAAAGAUUGUAGAUUCAGUUGUAGCACUUUGAAAUAGAGAUGUCUAUUGAGUUUCUCCAUCAUCAGGUACAAGUGGAUAUUUUGACAGCUCUCAUACAGUUGCACAAGUCCUCAUCCUGCGUGAACGUCACUGUGGGAAACUGAUGUUCAUUGACAAAGGAUGAUCAUUUCUCUCCUGUAACCCUUUCCUGGCUGUGAGAGAUCAUACUUCCAUCUAUACCAGUAGCUCUUGAAUCACCUGUUCAGUGAUUGUACAGUUCCUUGUCCCGGUUUAACUUGUUUGUGCUGAAUAUUUUUAGCGGUUUUCUUGUAUUUAUUCCACCACAUUAAGCCUGUAAUGUGCUGCUUUGUAAUUAUGAGGCAUUCACCCAUAAGAAAUGAAAAAAAGGUAAUUAGGAAUUUUUUUGGUUUGAUUUAGGUUUUGCUUUCCCUUUGUAAUUAGUGAUUUAAAAAGUAUGUAAAACCACUAGUACUGGUACAUUUAUACUUGUUAUUUUGUACUGAAUUAACCGUUGAGGUUAACUGUGCAAUGCUAUUCCAUGUUGUAUUACUGUAAUACUGACAUUUGGUCCCCCAUUCACACACUUUCUUGUGAAAUGUAGGAAAUUUAUAAUUUAAAAUGCUAAAAAAGAAGCUGUGAUAAUCUCUGGAACCAUUAUGAAAUGGAAUGGACAUCUGUGUUGCCUUCCUGCAGGGGCAUUAUGGGAAAACAAGGAGGACUGUUUAUGCUGUGUUGUAGUGUGUGAUGUAGCUUCCUUCCUGUAAUGGUACUGUUCCAGAAUGGACAUUCAUUUUGUUGCCUUAGCAGAUAACAACGCUCAGAAGCAAAUCAAGAAGGUAAAAAUGUACCCACAAGCCCAAUCCCCUCCCCUUACCUAAUGUUCAUUUAAGGACAGUUUGAUGCAAGUCAUCUUGAUUCGGUAUCACUGGUGCACAAUAUUAAAACUUACUUGAAAGGAGUCUCAAA